AGGAGGCUAACAAGUUGGUAUUAUGUUUUGUGGUCAUCAUGCGGGUGCCUUGUUUGGGCCUCCGUAUUUGCACAGGUUACUGGUACGUCCUCUUCAGCUUCACGUGACGUGCUAAUGAGAAAAACACCGCCCAACGACUUUAGAAACGAGCUGCCACCAUGUCCUACUUCCUACCACACCUCCCAUCCGGCUGGCACGUCGACGAAGCCAUCAAAUCCGAAGAAGACCGCAUCGUCGUCAUCCGCUUCGGUCACGAUUGGGAUCCUCAAUGUAUGACGAUGGACGAGACCCUCUACGCCAUCGCGGAAAAAGUGCAGAACUUUGCGGUGAUCUAUUUGGUGGAUAUCACUGCUGUUCCGGAUUUCAACAAGAUGUAUGAACUGUACGAUCCGUGCACGGUCAUGUUUUUCUAUCGGAACAAACACAUCAUGAUCGAUCUGGGCACCGGUAACAAUAACAAGAUAAACUGGGCCAUGGACAACAAACAAGAGUUGAUCGACAUCAUCGAAACCGUCUACCGCGGUGCCUCCAAAGGCAGAGGUCUUGUCGUCUCGCCCAAAGAUUACUCGACGAGGUACAGGUACUAGACGGUCAGCCCACAAGUAUCUGGAGGUGUUCGAGUUAAGCAUGCCAUCACUGAGAUGGUUCGGUGUCCUCUACGACAUAUUAGCUCAAGAUAAAACCGACGACACGGAGGCGUGCAGUGUCGUGGUUGGUGUAUGUAUAGUAGUUGUCUCGAUCCUACUACAUUAAUGAAUGUGGGGAAUAUGACGCCUGGCACAAUCUGAGGUUGGAGCCUGGUGACUCACAACCCGAUCAUAAGACCAGAACAACCAAUUC
This is a messenger RNA of Pisolithus orientalis, 840 nucleotides long. RefSeq names its product 4A/4B type thioredoxin-like protein. Gene Ontology annotation, biological process: mRNA splicing, via spliceosome. Bases 159 to 587 code for a protein of 142 amino acids. The transcript has 6 exons. Lineage: Eukaryota; Fungi; Basidiomycota; Agaricomycetes; Boletales; Pisolithaceae. The record is from RefSeq and is a predicted model, not a curated record. Gene Ontology annotation, cellular component: U5 snRNP; spliceosomal complex; U4/U6 x U5 tri-snRNP complex.